AUGCCCCAAGGUAGUAAAACAAAGAUUAUGUUCCUCACCAGAGCGUUGAAGAAAAUUCUUGACGAUAAAGAAAUACGCAAGAGUUAUCAUGAACAAUUACGUAAAGCCUGCGAAUCCGCUCUUAAUCAACUCAAAGCAGAAGUAACCAAAUCCAAUCCAGUGGCCCAAGAUAAAUCCUCGACUCUACCGCUACCUAAAUCACAAGAUCCGGAUGUAAAUGCUGACGAUUAUUUUCUGCCGUUCGAAUUGGCUUGCAAGUCGAGAUGUUCACGAAUCGUAAUUGCUUCUUUGGAUUGCUUACAGAAAUUAAUAGCCUAUGGCCAGCUAACGGGCAAUGGACCUGAUAAAGCUGAAGAUGGAAAGAGAAGAUUAAUCGAUAGAAUAAUAGAAACGAUUUGUGAAAGUUUUAAUGGAACUCAAACGGAUGAUGGAGUUCAGUUACAAAUCAUCAAGGCUCUCUUAACUAUAGUUACCUCGACAUCUUGUGAAGUACAUGAAGGAACAUUAUUACAAGCAGUGCGAACAUGUUAUAAUAUUUAUCUUGCUAGUCGUAACACCAUUAAUCAAACUACAGCAAAGGCGACGUUAACGCAAAUGCUUAGCGUGAUAUUUUCCCGAAUGGAAUCACAAGCGGCUGCGGAACAAGCCAGUAGAGAUAGUAAGAAAAGAGAAGGCCCUAAAGAAACAACACAAUAUGCGAAUCAAGACGGAAAUCGAAGCAGAACUGAUACUGACAUCGACAUCGACAAUGUAUCUGUUGUUAGUGAAAAUAGCUUAGCUACUUCAUCGGAUGAAGUUCGUAAAAGCACAUCAACCACUUCAGAUACUGUUAGCAAAGAAACAAUACAAUCAAAAGCGGAAGAAAUUCAUGAGCAAAUAUCACAAGCUGCUAAUAAUGAUAAAGCUACGUCGGAUGCAGAGAAGUCGGAGGCUAAACAUAAUUCAUCUACGAGUAGUCACCUUGAUGGAAUAGCCAAUUCGGCUGUAUCGUGUAAUGAUCACGAAGACACUAAUAAUGAUAAAGCUGCUAAGGUAUCGAAUGAGGAGAAUGCAGAAACUUCACAAGCAGAACAGCCUGAAGAAGAAGUUAAAGCGGAGGUUGUGACAUCGCCCGAAGAUACCAGUAACGUUAGCACUGAAAACUCCAUUACUAAUAAUAUUCAAGACGCUAAUAAUGCUGAUGAGACAGCAAAUGCUACAGGAGACUCAGUAUCGCAUGCUAAGUUCUCACAUAUUCUUCAAAAAGAUGCCUUCAUUGUUUUUCGUUCUCUUUGCAAAUUAUCAAUGAAACCUUUAGAAGAUGGAUAUACGCCCGAUUCAAGGCAAAUUAUAGGAGUUAUUAAUAAUAUUUUAGAAUCCCACGAAUUGAGAUCCAAGGUGCUAUCGUUGGAGCUUUUACUUUCGAUUUUACAAAAUUCGGGUCCAGUGUUUCGAACAAAUAAGACAUUUAUAGAUGCCAUCAAACAAUAUCUUUGCGUUGCCCUGUCGAAGAAUGGAGUUUCGUCUGUCCCUUCCGUUUUUGAAUUGUCAUUGUCAAUAUUCUUAAUCUUAAUGGAAAAAUUUAAAACUCACCUAAAGAUGCAGAUUGAGGUAUUUUUUAAAGAAAUUUUUCUCAGUAUUCUGGAGACUUCGUCCAGUUCAUUUCAACACAAAUGGAUGGUAAUGCAGGCUCUUACCAAGAUUUGUGCUGAUCCUCAAAGUGUUGUAGACAUUUAUGUAAAUUAUGACUGUGGCUUUUCGUUAGCGAAUAUCUAUGAGCGCUUAGCUAAUGACCUGUCAAGAAUAGCGCAAGGUCGGCAAGCUAUUGAAUUAGGUGCUAAUCCUGUACAAGAAAAAAGUAUGCGUACUAAGGGAUUAGAAUGUUUAGUGUCUAUCCUAAGAUGCUUAGUCGAAUGGUCAAAAGAUCUCUAUACUAACCCACAUGCGAGCAUUCAUGCCGGUUCCAGUAUUGCUUCAUCAGCAGAUUUUGCCUUAUCUCAAGAUGAAGAAAGAGAUGCUACCGUAGGAGAUUCAGAUACGGAAUCUUUAGCCUCUUCAGUAUCUAUAGUACCUGCCGAUAAUCCUGAAGAAUUUGAAAGUAUGAAACAACGUAAAGAAGUUAUGGAACACGGUAUACGAUUAUUUAAUAAGAGUUCUAAGAAAGGCGUUGCAUACUUACAAGAGAAAAAUCUCCUUGGCUCCGAACCCUCGGAUGUAGCAUCAUUUUUCCAUAAAGAUGAUCGUUUAGAUAAGGGACAGAUGGGCGAUUUUAUGGGAGAGAAUGAAAAAUAUAACAAGGAAGUCAUGUAUACUUACGUAGACCAAAUGGAAUUUAGUGGCAGAGACAUUGUAACCGCUCUACGAUUAUUUUUAGAGGGAUUUAGACUUCCCGGUGAAGCUCAAAAAAUAGAUAGAUUAAUGGAAAAAUUUGCUGCACGUUAUUGUGAGACGAACUUAUCGAAUGGAAUUUUUGAUAGUGCGGAUACUGCUUAUGUAUUAGCAUACUCUAUCAUUAUGUUGACAACUGAUUUACAUAAUGCUCAGGUAAAAAACAAGAUGACAAAGGAGCAGUAUAUUAAGAUGAAUCGAGGAAUUAAUGAUAGUAAAGACUUGCCGAAGGAAUAUUUGGAAAAAAUUUAUGACGAAAUCGCAUCCAAUGAAAUCCGUAUGAAGCAAUCUAGUUCCAAUCGUCCUUCAAAGCACCCUAGUCAAACUAUGUUGAGUGAGAAACACCGACGUAGUGCUUACAAGUUAGAAAUGGAACAAAUGGCUGAGACCGCAAAGGCUUUAAUGGAAGGUGUCAGUCAUAUGGAUACGGAUUUUAUAGCCGCAACACGUGUUGAGCAUGUUCGUCCUAUGUUUAAGACGGUUUGGACGCCUUUAGUAGCUGCGUUUAGCGUGGUUCUACAAGACUCUGAUGAUCAGAUUACGUCCUCACUUUGUCUGGAAGGUCUUCGCCAAGGAAUAAGAAUUGCUUGUAUUUUUGGGAUGAAGCUGGAACGUGAUGCUUACGUGCAGGCUCUAUCUCGAUUUACACUUUUAAGCACCAAUUCGAUCCUUGCGGAAAUGAAAGCUAAAAAUAUCGAGACAAUAAAGACUUUAAUUUCUAUUGCGCAUACCGAUGGUAAUUACUUGGGAAGUUCUUGGUUAGAGGUUUUGAAAUGUAUAUCUCAGCUGGAAUUAGCUCAGUUGAUUGGUACUGGUGUGAAAACUCAUCCACUAGAGGAUCCUGAUGCUACUAAUUUGCAUAAAGCAACAAAUAGUAAACGGCUAGCUUUGCUACAAGAAUCAAUCGGAGAAACUAGUUCUCAGAGUGUUGUAGUAGCUGUUGAUAGGAUAUUUACGGGAUCGGUCAGAUUGAAUGGAGAUGCUAUUGUUGAUUUCGUUCGGUGCCUAUGCCAAGUAUCAUUAGAGGAGCUACGAUCGGCACACAGACGUAUGUUUAGUUUGCAGAAAAUUGUGGAAAUCUCGUAUUACAAUAUGGGUCGCAUCCGUCUAGAAUGGUCUCGUAUAUGGGCUGUACUCGGAGAACAUUUCAAUGAAGUUGGUUGCUAUCCAAAUGAGGAAGUUGCCUUUUUUGCAGUAGAUUCACUACGGCAACUAUCAAUGAAAUUUAUAGAAAAAGGAGAAUUUGCCAAUUUUAGAUUUCAAAUUGAUUUUCUUCGUCCUUUUGAAUACAUCGUGAAACACAACGGAUCAAUUACAAUUCGAGAUAUGGUCGUACGUUGUAUAACUCAAAUGGUACAUUCGCAAGCGCAUAAUAUAAAAUCUGGUUGGAAAAACAUUUUCACUGUAUUUCACUUAGCAGCCGCAGAUCAAAAUGAAGCUAUAGUGGAAUUAGCUUUCGAGACAACAAAUAAAAUCUUUGAAAGACACUUUAGUGCAGCUGUGGAUUCGUUUCAAGAUGCUGUGAAGUGUCUAUCUGAAUUUGCUUGUAAUACAAGUUUCCCUGAUACCAGUAUGGAGGCUAUCAGAUUAAUUAGGACAUGUGCGAAGCACGUUGCUGAUUCUCCAAAUUUGUUUCGUGACCAUGGUUCAGAAGAAACUACAGUCGUUGAUCCAGACCGCGUCUGGCAAAAAGGAUGGUUCCCAAUUUUAUUUGAAUUAUCUCGUAUAAUUAGUAGAUGCAAACUUGAUGUUAGAACAAGGGGAUUAACGGUGAUGUUCGAAAUCAUGAAGACUUAUGGACAAUCAUUUAAACCUCAAUACUGGAAAGAUUUAUUCAAGAUAGUCUUUAGAAUAUUUGAUAAUAUGAAAUUACGAGAACAAAAAACCGAUAUCGAAAGAGCAGAGUGGAUGACAACAACGUGCAAUCAUACUUUAUAUGCUAUCUGUGACGUAUUUACCCAGUAUUUUGAUGUUUUGUCGCAAGUCCUGUUGGAUGAUAUAUUCGUACUUUUGAAUUGGUGUGUCGAACAAGACAAUGAACAAUUAGCCAGGUCAGGAACUAAUUGUCUCGAGAAUUUGGUAGUCUCUAAUGGAUCGCGUUUCACUGUUACUCAAUGGGAUAAAACAUGUAGUUGUAUUGAGAAGAUAUUCAGUAAUACACUUCCUCGGCAACUGAUUUGUUGGCGCCCUAAAUUAAGAAAAGAUUCUAGUAUAGAAACAAUGAGUACUGAGAAACUUAAUCGUUCUGAAGUUGUAUCUCAUAUGAAUGUAUCUAAUGACGAUGCACCUUUACCGAGUGAAGAAUCAAGUACCGAAGAUAUGAUAAAAAGUAGAUCAAAUGAAGAUAUCCAGAACACUAAGUUAUUAGCUGCUUUAAUGAUAAAAUGUGUUGUCCAAUUGGAACUAAUUCAAGCUAUUGAUAACAUCAUUUUUUAUCCCGCAACAAGCCGUAAGGAGGACACCUAUUAUUUAUCAAUUGCGAGGGUAAUAAUCGAAAGCUUUGAUCCAGAAACUAUGAAAACUUCUGGUAUGUUUUCCCAUUUACUUUCUGGAGAGUUGUUUAUCCUUUUGGAUUGUUUGGAGAGAUCGCAUAAAUUUGCGUCAAGUUUUAAUUCUAACGAUGUGCAGAGAACUUUGUUGUGGAAAGAAGGUUUUAAAAGCAAGGCCAAGCCCAAUCUUAUCAAACAAGAAAUUAGCAGUUUAGCGUGUUCAUUACGAAUGUUAUUUUGUAUGUACACGGAUCAGAAACAUAGCGAUGUUAAAUCUGAAGUGGAAGCUAGGCUAUUAAGGUCGAUAACUGAUGCCUUAGUAUACUAUCCCAGCGUGACGUCAGAACAUCAUAGAGAUGCAUGGACCAUUCUAAUGGUUCUUUUGUUUUCACGAUUGUUACAAUUAAAUGAUGAUGAUUUCCGGGCCCAUGUAUCUCAUUAUUAUGAGAAACUCUGUAAUUUAAUGGAGUUAGAACUUAAACCAGAAAUUCGUUAUCUACUCCGACGUACAUUUUUACGCAUUGGAUCGAUGUUUGAAGUAAUACCGCCAUUGGAUGUCCAUGAUUAGUAAAAUCCAUGUAGAAUUUGUUUUAAAACAUAUCAAAUUUAAUAUACAGAUUGGCUAUCUAAACGCGUUAUAGU
Molecule: messenger RNA, 5498 nt
Organism: Trichoplax adhaerens
Lineage: Eukaryota; Metazoa; Placozoa; Uniplacotomia; Trichoplacea; Trichoplacidae
Exons: 30
Coding region: 1-5424 (1807 amino acids)
Biological process (GO): regulation of ARF protein signal transduction
Molecular function (GO): guanyl-nucleotide exchange factor activity
Source: RefSeq, a predicted model, not a curated record